Sphenostylis stenocarpa is the source of this 681-nucleotide messenger RNA. Lineage: Eukaryota; Viridiplantae; Streptophyta; Magnoliopsida; Fabales; Fabaceae. The record is from the annotation of a GenBank genome assembly.
AUGAAGGUUGUUCACCUCCUCGUAGUGAUGUUGGCUUUGGCAUCCUCCGUUGCCUUUGCUUAUGAUCCAAGUCCUCUGCAAGACUUUUGUGUGGCUAUCAAUGAUACCAAAACUGGUGGUAUAUAUGGCGUGUUCGUGAAUGGAAAAUUUUGCAAGGAUCCAAAGCUUGCUAAUGCUGACGAUUUCUUCUUUCGUGGAUUGGGACCUGGUGACACUGGGAACCCACUAGGCUCAAAGGUGACACCAGUGGCUGUAAAUGAAAUAUUAGGUCUGAACACGCUUGGCAUAUCGUUGGCUCGCAUAGAUUUUGCACCCAAGGGUUUGAACCCUCCCCACACUCACCCUCGAGGAACAGAGAUUCUUGUGGUCUUGGAAGGUACCCUCUACGUUGGGUUUGUGGCGUCCAACCAAAACGACAACCGUUUAUUCACCAAAGUGUUGAACAAAGGUGAUGUGUUUGUGUUCCCCAUUGGUCUCAUUCACUUCCAGCAAAACGUAGGAUAUGGAAAUGCUGUGGCCAUUGCUGCUCUUAGUAGCCAAAACCCGGGUGUUAUCACGAUUGCAAAUGCUGUGUUUGGAUCUAAACCUCCUAUCUCUGAUGAAGUUCUGGCUAAAGCUUUUCAAGUUGACAAAAACAUUAUCGACUACCUUCAGAAGCAAUUCUGGUACAACAAUAGCUAG